AUGUUCAACUUACGGACCCUUUCCAUCCAGCUCCUCGCAGCUGCGAGCAUCGUCCUGGCCUCGCCACUCGCUCUGAACACCCGCACCCUCGUCAAUCACGAUGCUGUGGUUGGCUUCCCGGAAGCCGUGCCCGGUACCCUUAGUGGAAAGCUCAUGCUCAGGCACAAGCCCUACCUGAAGGUUUUCAACGGCUGUGUGCCCUUUCCCGCCGUCGAUGCCGCAGGUAACACUGGCGGUGGACUAAGUCCAACUGGCGGCAGCAACGACGGCUGUUCUUCAAGCCCUGGCCAAGUCUACGCCCGCGCCGGUGAAUACAAUGGAGCCUGGGCCAUCAUGUACAGCUGGUACAUGCCCAAAGACUCGCCUGCUACAAGUCUUGGCCACCGUCACGACUGGGAAGGUAUUGUCGUCUGGCUAUCCUCUUACACGGAAACUGCCACUGUGCGCGGUGUUGCCAUUUCCGCCCAUGGAGGUUAUUCCAAGCACCCGCAGCCGGCGCUUCAGAAUGGACACCCCACGAUCGGCUAUUACUCCUACUAUCCACUGAACCACCAGCUUAUUUCUACCGAAGAGGUGGGUACUUGGCAGCCGCUGAUUGCCUGGGGGAACCUGACUCCGGCGGCGCGCAAGGCGCUUCAAGAUACGGAUUUUGGGGCUGCGGAGCCCCCUUUCAAAGAUGGCAGGUUUGAAAAUCAUUUGGCCCAGGCUUUCAUCUAG
Pyrenophora tritici-repentis Pt-1C-BFP is the source of this 717-nucleotide messenger RNA. Its product is annotated as necrosis-and ethylene-inducing protein 1 precursor. Lineage: Eukaryota; Fungi; Ascomycota; Dothideomycetes; Pleosporales; Pleosporaceae. The record is from RefSeq and is a predicted model, not a curated record.